Messenger RNA from Cucurbita pepo subsp. pepo (vegetable marrow), 1132 nucleotides. RefSeq names its product nucleic acid binding protein. Lineage: Eukaryota; Viridiplantae; Streptophyta; Magnoliopsida; Cucurbitales; Cucurbitaceae. The record is from RefSeq and is a predicted model, not a curated record. Gene Ontology annotation, molecular function: 5'-3' DNA helicase activity; single-stranded DNA binding.
AUCGCCACCACCAGUGAAGGUUCUAAUGGAGAAAAUGGAUCUUAUCGGAAUAGUCUGUGAUGAACAUUGUACUCCUGGAAAAUACUAUUGCCUGCUCUGUCCCAAGUGCAAGGGUGGGCGCUUAAUGGAGAGGAGCUUAUCUCUACAUGUAAUUCCAACAGGAGAUUUUGCAAUGUGGAGGUGUUUCCAGUCUGAGUGUGGUUGGGCAGGCCGGAUAUUUGCAGAUGGCAGAUUGGCGUUUAAUGAAUUCAGCAGAACUGCGAAGUUGUUUGGAGGAACUGUGAAGAAGAGUCUUAUUUUGGAGCCUCUUGGUGAUGAGCUAAUCACUUACUUCAGCAAGAGAAUGAUAUCCCAGGAAACUCUCAAAAGGAAUGUUGUUAUGCAAACAGCUGAUCGUCAGGCUGCAAUUGCAUUCACUUAUCGACAAAACGGACAGCUCGUUGGCUGUAAGUACCGAACCAUAAACAAGAAAUUUUGGCAGGCGAAGGGCACAGAAAAAUUGUUUUAUGGGAUUGAUGAUAUUAAUGAUGCAGAUGAACUCAUCAUUGUCGAAGGUGAAAUGGAUAAACUUUCAGUAGAAGAAGCUGGCUUCCUGAAUUGUAUCAGUGUUCCUGGUGGUGCCCCAACUAAGGUUUCAACUAAUGCAGUAGCAUCAAUUCAAAAGGAUACUGCAUAUCAGUAUUUAUGGAGCUGCAAAGACUUGUUAGAUAAGGUUCCCCGGAUUAUAUUGGCUACUGAUAGUGAUGAACCAGGGCAAGCUUUGGCAGAAGAGCUAGCACUUCGGCUUGGAAAACACAGAUGUUGGCGGGUAGAUUGGCCUUAUAAAGAUGACUUCAACCGUUUUAAAGAUGCCAAUGAGAUUCUGAUGCAGUUGGGCGCAGAUGCUUUAAAGAAAGCAAUUGAAGAUGCCAAGUCAUAUCAACUUUGUGAUACACAUCAAAUACAAGUAGAAGAGGACCUCGAGAGCUUCCACGAGCCUUCGUAACUAUGGAGAAUCAUUUUGAGUGGUAAUCGGUAACAAUUAGAUUCAUAAAUUACAUGGAAAUAAACGUUUCGUUCGUGCAGUGAAAACAUUGAUAUUGACUUUGAUUUUACUUUGAAUUAAAAUAAAAACUAAAGUUUUUAUAUUAAA